Messenger RNA from Neltuma alba, 2875 nucleotides. Its product is annotated as subtilisin-like protease SBT1.5. The transcript has a single exon. The record is from RefSeq and is a predicted model, not a curated record. Gene Ontology annotation, biological process: proteolysis. Gene Ontology annotation, molecular function: serine-type endopeptidase activity. Bases 215 to 2575 code for a protein of 786 amino acids. NCBI's taxonomy places the organism in Eukaryota, Viridiplantae, Streptophyta, Magnoliopsida, Fabales, Fabaceae.
CCAACACAACUCCACAUCACCUUCCUUCCCCUCGCUGCUCUGUAACUAGCUCCUUCUCUCUCUACUGCGUUUUUCACAGUACCUCCAUUAUCUACCUUUCUUUGUCACCACUCAUACUCACCUGCAUUUCAUCCUUCUGUCCUUCUCCUUCCUUUAAAUCUUGUCCUCACUCACCCCAGCACGCCAAACCUCGCUGUGUUGAUCUUCUACUUCAAUGGCGCCAACCUUCUCCUUUCUCCCAUUUUUCUCUGCCGUAGCAUCCCUUUUACUAGUGUUAGCUUCUUCUUCUUCUUCUUCUCCCGACCCUGAAACGAAAACCUUCAUUGUUCAAGUUCAGCAUGAAGCCAAGCCUUCCAUUUUCCCUACCCACAGACACUGGUAUGAGUCCUCCCUUGCUUCCAUCUCUGCCCAUACUUCGUCUUCUGAAGCGACGAGUCGCAUUCUUCACACUUACGAAACGGUGUUUCACGGUUUCUCUGCAAAGCUUUCACCUUUAGAGGUUCAGAAGCUUCAGUCCCUUUCCCAAGUAGUCUCCGUCAUUCCUGAGCAGGUUCGCCAUGUACAGACCACGCGUUCCCCUCAGUUCCUGGGGCUCAAGACGCCCGACAGUGCCGGUCUGCUCAAGGAGACCGAUUCCGGGUCGGAUCUUGUAAUCGGUGUCAUUGACACUGGUAUUUGGCCAGAGAGGCAGAGCUUCAACGAUCACGACUUGGGUCCUGUCCCUCCCAAGUGGAAGGGCCAGUGCGUUGCUGGGAAAGACUUUCCUGCGAGCUCUUGUAAUAGGAAGCUGAUCGGAGCUCGGUACUUCAGUAAGGGCUACGAAGCUACCAAUGGGAAGAUGAACGAGUCGUCGGAAUAUCGUUCGCCGAGAGACUCUGAUGGUCACGGAACUCACACAGCUUCGAUUGCCGCCGGAAGGUACGUUUUCCCAGCUUCGACUCUCGGCUAUGCUAAGGGAAUGGCCGCCGGAAUGGCUCCAAAGGCUCGACUUGCCAUCUACAAAGUCUGUUGGACAGGUGGCUGUUAUGACUCCGACAUCCUUGCUGCAUUUGACGCCGCCGUUGCCGACGGUGUCGACGUGGCCUCACUCAGUGUCGGAGGCGUCGUAGUACCGUAUUUCCUUGACGUCAUUGCCAUCGGCGCUUUUGGAGCCUCCAGCGCUGGGGUUUUCGUCUCUGCCUCGGCUGGCAACGGUGGCCCGGGCGGCCUCACCGUCACCAAUGUCGCCCCAUGGGUCACCACAGUCGGUGCCGGAACCAUAGACAGAAACUUCCCCGCAGACGUUAAGCUCGGAAACGGGAAAAUCAUACCUGGGGUUAGCAUCUAUGGAGGACCGGGUCUAACUCCAGGUCGGAUGUACCCGAUUGUGUAUGCCGGUUCAGAAGCAGGCAGUGAUGGUUAUUCGUCAUCACUUUGCUUGGAAGGCUCAUUGGAUCCAAACUUGGUGAAGAACAAGAUCGUUGUAUGUGACAGAGGCAUCAAUUCGAGAGGUGCAAAGGGAGAAGUAGUGAAAAAAGCAGGAGGAAUCGGAAUGAUCUUAGCCAAUGGGGUUUUCGACGGCGAAGGACUAGUCGCCGACUGCCACGUGCUACCGGCCACCGCCGUAGGUGCCACCGGGGGUGACGAGAUUCGAAGAUACAUCUCAGAAUCUUCUAAAUCCCAUUCAAUUCCCACAGCAACGAUCGUAUUCAAAGGAACACAACUGGGAAUCAGAGCACCAAUCGUGGCAUCAUUUUCAGCUAGAGGACCAAAUCCAGAAUCUCCAGAGAUUCUAAAGCCAGACAUUAUAGCUCCAGGGUUGAACAUACUUGCAGCUUGGCCUGAUAAAGUAGGACCUUCUGGGGUUGCUUCAGAUACUCGCAGGACUGAAUUCAACAUUCUUUCUGGUACAUCAAUGGCUUGCCCACAUGUUUCUGGUUUAGCUGCUUUGUUAAAAGCAGCACACCCAGACUGGAGUCCUGCUGCUAUAAGAUCAGCUCUUAUGACUACUGCUUAUACAGUUGACAACAGAGGAAACAAAAUGCUUGAUGAGUCUACUGGUAAUGUUUCUUCAGUUUUUGACUAUGGGUCCGGCCAUGUUCAUCCAGAGAAAGCCAUGGAUCCUGGUUUGAUCUACGACAUUAACACAUAUGGCUAUGUUGAUUUCUUGUGCAACUCCAAUUACACAACCCAAAACAUUAAAGUGAUUACCAGAAAAGGAGCAGAUUGUAGUGGGGCUAAAAGAGCAGGACAUUCUGGGAAUCUGAAUUACCCUUCAUUCUCUGCUGUGUUUCAGCAAUAUGGGAAGCAGAAAAUGUCCACUCACUUUAUCAGAACUGUGACCAAUGUUGGGGAUGCAAAUUCUGUGUAUAAAGCCACUGUGAGGCCUCCUAGAGGGAUGGUGGUCACAGUGAAGCCUGAUACUCUUUCUUUUAGGAGGCUUGGUCAGAAACUGAACUUCCUUCUUAGGGUUCAAGCUAGGGCUGUGAAGCUUUCUCCUGGAAGUUCAUCUGUGAAGAGUGGCCAUCUGGUUUGGUCUGAUGGGAAGCACUCUGUCACAAGUCCUCUGGUCGUGACAAUGCAACAACCUCUGUGAAGUAUUAAGAAUGCUGUCCUGUUUCAUGUCUUCAUAAAUCCCUGAGGUUCUUGUUUUGCAUGUAGAAAUUUUUGGGAUUUUUUUUUUUCCUUGUAAUAAUUUCUAUCUUAGAAAUGUUAUGAUUAGCUAUGUAUGAUAGAGAAUGUGGUUUGUUGAGGUUUUUUCAUUGUGAGAUGCAUCAUGAAGGAACACUCUUUGUAAAACUAAGUAUCAGGCAUCAUGGGAAGCACACUGGCACGUAAUCCUCUGCUUGAGUUGUGAUUUCUGUAACAGUAUAUAAAGAACUUGUGUUUCAGCCAA